Molecule: messenger RNA, 1044 nt
Organism: Trifolium pratense (red clover)
Lineage: Eukaryota; Viridiplantae; Streptophyta; Magnoliopsida; Fabales; Fabaceae
Product: protein MAINTENANCE OF MERISTEMS-like
Exons: 4
Coding region: 1-1044 (347 amino acids)
Biological process (GO): meristem development; meristem maintenance
Source: RefSeq, a predicted model, not a curated record
AUGGACACCAUAGGAAUGCAUGGGCUGGAACUAAGUGGAUACUCGUUUCUUGAUCCCGCGCUGUUGUCUACUUUUGUGGAGCGAUGGCACGGGAAGACCAGUAGCUUCCAUAUGCUGAGCGGGGAGAUGACAGUCACGCUAGAUGACGUGCAAUGCCUUCUGAAUCCACCCAUUAAGGGACGUGUGCUAGAUCAUAAAGGUAUCCCGACCAAAACUGAGGGUGUUGACCUAAUGAUUAAGCAUAUGGGAUCAACUCGGGAGGAAGCUGAGCACGAGGUUAAAACAACCAAGGGUGCACAUGCAAGGUUCGUAUAUUUGAAGGAACUCCUAGAAAAACACACGACAGUAGUCAACAAAGUUGAGGUGGACGGUGACAAGGACACUUUUGAGAGAUUUGGAUUAGGUUCACACAUAUGCAUGGCAUGGGGCACUGCUGCCCUAACGUUCCUUUACCAGGAGUUGACAAACGGCAUUGUUCCGUCCUGCAAAUAUGUGGCAGGAUACAUGACGUUGUUACAGGUUUGGAUCUACGACUACUUUGUGGACACCGGAGGGUCUUUGGAUACGCAAUACGAACAACAAUACCCCCAAGCUACCAAAUAUGAUCCGACAAAGGGGCAGUCAAUCCAUAUGUCAAUGGAGAAAAUGAUGGAUCGGUUGCUUCCAUAUGACAUCACAUGGACUCCUUACAAGGACCACCGAGAUGUUUGCCCCUUUGAGGAUAUAGCUUUGUACUCCGGUUGGAUCAGGUGUGGGCCGAUCAAAGUAAGGUAUCUACCAGAGCUGGUGUUACAGCAGUUUGGCUACGUGCAGACCAUUCCCCGUCAUCCAGAUUCUGCUGCGAAUAUAUUGGACACGCCUAUGCCUGUUGAGUCUGAUGUUGCUAUGCUUGGUAGAUUGGCUAGCAUCCGAGACAUACUCGACGGUGUUAUGCAUAGCGAUGAAGUUCCAAACAGCUCUCGUGUUUACGCCGAACUCCAGUCUGCAUACACUUUGACAUUUGUACCAAAUCAGGGUGGACCCGGUUCUAGUAGUCAACAUUAG